Branchiostoma floridae (Florida lancelet) is the source of this 1431-nucleotide messenger RNA. RefSeq lists its product as uncharacterized. The coding region runs from base 460 to 1431 and encodes 323 amino acids. The record is from RefSeq and is a predicted model, not a curated record. The transcript has 4 exons. NCBI's taxonomy places the organism in Eukaryota, Metazoa, Chordata, Leptocardii, Amphioxiformes, Branchiostomatidae.
CAAACUCUGAAUUUAGGUCACGGAACAUUUCAAGUAUGGUAUCCUGUUAUGAAAUGAUGUCAUAUCUAGAAGAAACUAAAAUGUCCAGUGCAAUUCACACUUUUGUAACCACCUUAUUAAUUAUUCACCCAGCUACCUAAUAGUAUAUAGAUAUACGUAAAACAGUACGUGACAAUGACAAAUUUUCCCCAGACAUAUUGACAGAAUGGUGACGCUAUCAUAGCGCGGUUUAAUGCGCCUACGUCAAACUUACUAUAGAGCCUUGUGAUGGAUGAGUUCUUGUGAUGGCUAUAUCAUGUCCUACCGGUUUCCCAAGAGCCCUGGAAAUUACAUACAAGCGACAAAGGGUGUGAGUAGACUUUGUCAGGAAGGUAGGUUGGACAGUAUAAAAGGUGUAAUCUGUUUUAACGAUCGCGUUUUCAGUUUCGACGUUCGGAGGAGCGGCAUCGGUCCGCCAACAUGAGGGCGAAGUUAGGUCUUCUGAUUGGUCUUCUCGUUUACGUGUCUAUGGCUAUCACGGAUGUGGAAGGGGCCAGGGACUGCCUGGAUGUUUGGGACAACAACAUCAACAAGAGCGGGGUGUACACCGUGGGAGAACCGCCCUUCGAGGUCUACUGCUAUAACGAACUGGAGGGAGACGUGAAUAUAGCACUGGGUAAACCAACUCAGCAGUCGAGUACCAGCCAUGAUUCGAGUAACGCCGUGGACGGCAACCGAGGCGGGAACCUACUGAACGACGGCUGCACCCACACGUUAAAUCCUGGUACCGCAGACCCGUGGUGGUACGUGGACCUACAGAGCUCCCGGGCCAUCAGCCACGUCACCAUCGUCAACAGGGCGGACUGCUGUCAGGGGAGGAUCAACCCCUUCAGGCUUCACGUCAGCAGUGAUACCAACAUCCUAUCCAGCCCGACGUGUGGAGGUGCAUGGCUGACAGGGAAGUCGUCGUGGGUUGUAGACUCCGCCGGCACACCGUAUGUCUCCAACGGAGUGACGUAUGAUGCCACAAAAACAUUGGAUGGGAACACUGGAACCUACUGGAACCCCCAGGGCACGGGCAUAUACUACAACAACUGGUACAUCGUUCUGGACCUCUCAGCGCCUCAGACUCUGACCCGCAUCGCAGUCAACAACUACGGGAACACCGUCCAUGACAUCGCAGCCUUCAGCUUGCAGCAGUCGCAGGUUGGGAGUCCGUACACAUGGGAGGAUGUCGGGUCCUUCGCUAACGUGCAGGGAGGAACGUCGCGUCGCCAGGAGUUUGGCGAGUUCCAGGGAACAGCGCGUUUUUGGCGGUUUGUGGUCACUCGGACGCACUCUGGUCAUCAGCCAAGGCUCACAGAGCUACAGCUUUACGGAAUAUCAUCAAGUAAGGGGGAAUCAUAUUCAAAGCUUGCCUUGUUAAUGAAAUGGCUUGCUUGUGUCGCUUAA